This is a messenger RNA of Paramecium tetraurelia, 1026 nucleotides long. RefSeq lists its product as uncharacterized. The transcript has 4 exons. NCBI's taxonomy places the organism in Eukaryota, Ciliophora, Oligohymenophorea, Peniculida, Parameciidae. The record is from RefSeq and is a predicted model, not a curated record. Gene Ontology annotation, biological process: signal transduction; peptidyl-serine phosphorylation; endocytosis. Gene Ontology annotation, molecular function: ATP binding; protein serine/threonine kinase activity. Gene Ontology annotation, cellular component: cytoplasm; nucleus.
AUGACUAGGCACUCCUAGAUUAUCAUCAAUCACAAAACCAUAUCCUCAGUUGAUGAUCUUCCAGGUUUAACUGUACAUGAGAAACUAUUCAAAGGAGGAUGUGGUACUAUUUUCAGAGGUGUGGAUCACACUACAAAACAAGAAGUAGCCAUCAAAUACUCUAAGUUUGACUUAUCUAAUGAGUAUAAAAUUAUGAAAAAGUUAUCCCACAUCCCAGGAAUCCCUAAAGUCUACACUUUUGGAGAAUCGGGAAGAUCUACCUAUCUGAGCAUGGAAUAUUUAAAUACAGAUUUGCAUAGUCUAAGGGCUAAAAUGAAACAACUCUCCUUAAAAUGCAUAUGCUGUGUUGCCAUCAAAGUACUUGAAAUACUGAAGGAAGUCCAUACUUUGAAUAUUGUACAUAGAGAUAUUAAACCUACGAAUCUAAUGAUUAAAUCUGUGGAAGAUUCAUAAAUAUACCUGAUUGAUUUUGGGAUAGCCAAGGAAGCUGAUUAGUUUCUCGUUUCAAAAGAUGUAGAAGGCACACAACUCUAUGACCCUCUCUAAGUGCAUAAAAGAUAACCUUAUAGGUUUAUUGAUGACAUUGAAAUGCUGGCCUAUACUCUUGUGUACCUCUUCAAAGGCCAACUCCCUUGGAUGAAAUACCCCAACACAAUGCUUUACAAUGAUGAGGUGAUGAGACAUAAGGAAUAAUAUGUGAGUUCUAAACAAAUGAGCAGAUUGCCAUUUGCUGGACUAUUUGGGUACAUCAAAUGGAACCAAAAUAAUAAUAAGCCAGAUCAUGAUUUUUUGAUCUCCUUGUUUAAGAAAAUUCUGACCGAAAACAAAAUGCUAGAGAACUAUUUGUAUGAUUGGACUGAAAACAUCACUCCUCUUGCGUCUUCCAAAAGUAAAACUACUAUCAGUUUCUUCAAUUACUCUUGUGUUGAAAGUGAUCAGUAUUGCACAGAUUUAAGUGACGAGGAAUAUAACCAAAGUGUUUUUCCUUUGAUGCAAUAGAUAUAUAAAUUCUUUAAAAAAGAAUGA